AUGCAUUUACUCAUUCUAGGCGGAACGCACUACGUUGGGCGCCUUGUCGCAGAACAGGCUUUGGCCCGCGGCCACCAAGUCACUGUUUUCAAUCGUGGCAACAAGCCAGCACCGGCCGGAGCACGAGUUUUAAUCGGCGAUCGUCUUGCCGAGAAUAGCUACGCUGCUCUUGAUGGUCUCACUUUCGAUGCCGUCAUCGACACUUGGGCCCUCGACACCUCUGCGGUGAAGCAGGCCAUCGCAGCCCUCCAGGGUCGCAUGGAGCACUACGCCUUUGUCUCUAGCAUCAGUGUCUACGACCACAAGGCCGCGCCGGCCCCCUACGACGAGACGUCGCCCGUCCUCGACAUGGACAGGACGCCAGUCCGGUACUGCAAGGACAAGCUCGGCUCGGAGCGCGAAGCGGCCGCGUCGGGUGUGCCGACGCUCAUCGUCCGACCGGGGCUGAUUGUCGGGCCCGGCGAGAGCACGCCCGGGAGGCUGCCCUGGUGGCUACGGAGGAUGGAGCGCGGCGGUCCGACGUUGGCGCCGGGGCCGGAGGACCUGGCUCUGCAAUUCAUCGACGGGCGCGAUCUGGCCGCAUUUCUGCUCGACGGCGCAGAGCGCAAGCUGCACGGCAUUUUUGACGCCGUCUCGAGCCCUGGUUAUAUUACGCUGGCAGGGCUCCUGGAGGCUGCCAACGAUGCUGCGGGCGGCAGGGCCUCGCUGCACUGGGUGGACGGCGACGAUGUGGCAAAGGCGAUUGCUGGAAAGAGGAUGGAAAUACCAAUGUGGUUUCCCAAGGGAUAUGCCUCUAUAUUCCAGAGUACCGGCAAAAAGGCAGCUGCAGCUGGAUUGAAAAUACGACCCUCUCUGGACACUAUCAGAGAUACGUGGGAAUGGGUGAAUAGAACGGGUUGGAAAAUCGGAGAUGGCCCUGCUGGUGUUCCUGAAGAUGUCGAAGCUGCUAUUCUUAGGCAGUGCGGCGCAGUGAGCAAAGAAUAG
Molecule: messenger RNA, 984 nt
Organism: Cordyceps militaris CM01
Lineage: Eukaryota; Fungi; Ascomycota; Sordariomycetes; Hypocreales; Cordycipitaceae
Product: reductase
Exons: 1
Coding region: 1-984 (327 amino acids)
Source: RefSeq, a predicted model, not a curated record